Cylas formicarius (sweet potato weevil) is the source of this 1155-nucleotide messenger RNA. RefSeq names its product craniofacial development protein 2-like. Gene Ontology annotation, cellular component: nucleus. Lineage: Eukaryota; Metazoa; Arthropoda; Insecta; Coleoptera; Brentidae. The transcript is spliced from 3 exons. Gene Ontology annotation, molecular function: catalytic activity. The record is from RefSeq and is a predicted model, not a curated record. Bases 1 to 1155 code for a protein of 384 amino acids. Gene Ontology annotation, biological process: chromatin remodeling.
AUGGACAAGCCAAGGCAAAAUGACUCGAAGCAUCGGGAAGAUCUCAGCAUAAUGCAUCGCAUAAUCUAUUUGGACUUGGGUUUAUUAGGAACCCUUGCUACAGUCCCCGGCACAAUCUUAAAUGAUCAGAGGGUGCGAAGAAUUCCCGGGUCAGCUAUGAAUGUACGCAGUUUAUAUGAACCUGGAAAAAUACAUAAUGUUAUCCAGGAGAUGCAAAGGUUAGAUCUAAGCAUCCUAGGAAUCAGUGACACUAGAUGGCCGAAUUCUGGACAACAAUCAAUAGCCAACGGCACCAUUUAUUACUCAGGAAGUGAUGACACCCACCAUAGAUGUGGAGUUGCGAUCGUGGUAUCCAGAGAAAUCAAUAAAUCAGUAAUAAACUUUACCCCUAUAUCAGACCGAGCUAUGUUACUCCAACUUCAAACGUAUCAUUGUAAAUUAAACAUAAUUCAAACAUACGCCCCGACAGCAGAUAAAUCUGACGAAGACAUUGAGGAAUUCUACAACGAGAUUAAUAACAUCAUACAUUCUCUAAAAUCAAGGGACAUAACACUAGUAUUAGGAGACUUCAAUGCCAAGAUUGGCAGAGGUAGAUUUGACAAACAUGUGGGAGAAUAUGGACUUGGUAGGAGAAACGAAAGAGGCGAUAGACUGCUGCAAUUUUUCCAAGAAAAUGAUUAUAUUAUAUCGAAUACGUUCUUCAAACUUCCAAACCGCCACCACAGAUAUAGGAAUGUAAUCAAAUCAGUUAAAACCUACCCAGGGGCAGAUGUCUCAUCGGACCAUAAUCCACUAAUAGCCUGGUUUUUAAUAACACUUAAAAAACAACGAGUAAUACCAACAACAAAUUGUAUAGACGUAUCGGGUCUAAAAAUCCAAGAAACAAGACAAAGGCUACAAAAUAAGAUCAAUGACAACCUCAGAACUCUCAAAAACAAUCAAAUAACAGCGGAAGAAGACACGGACAAACAAUGGAAAGAUUUAAAAAAUGCAUUAAUUGAGCCGAGCAAGACCAUUCUGACAAAACAGAAAAUAGGGAAAAAACAGGAAUGGAUGACUCCAGAAAUUUUGAAUUUGAUGAACGAACGACGUGGUGUAAAAGACAACAACGAAGCAUAUAAGAAUAUUCAGAAAGAAAUCCGAUCACAGAUAUGA